Messenger RNA from Malaya genurostris, 5772 nucleotides. RefSeq names its product probable RNA helicase armi (gene armi). The transcript is spliced from 7 exons. Bases 1251 to 4775 code for a protein of 1174 amino acids. The record is from RefSeq and is a predicted model, not a curated record. NCBI's taxonomy places the organism in Eukaryota, Metazoa, Arthropoda, Insecta, Diptera, Culicidae. Gene Ontology annotation, molecular function: helicase activity.
UAUCAAAAAAAUCAUAACUGCGUCGAUCCAAUCGCGUUUUUGACGUGGUUUGGCGUCGGUGUCGAUUUUUCAAAGUUUGUCAUAAUUUUCGCACUGAAAGCAUUUAUUUUUGUACUGAAAUACCUGUGUAAGAAUAUUAAUCGGCUUCUAUUUCCUGAGAAAUGUCUGGUAGUGAGCUUACCCCAAAAGAAUCGUUGAUGCGGUAGUGACUCGGAUGUCUGAUUUGGUGAGAAUGUGAAGUAGCUUCCACUUCAACAACUCGGUAACCUCGGUAAGAUCUUUCCAAUGUCGCUGAUAGCAUUUCAUUGUUGGUAAGCGUAAAUAUAAGAUACGAGUUCUUUCGAUGUGCAAACAAACGUAUAGGAUAUGAUUGGAAAAGUUGCUCAAACUUAUUGAUUGAUGUCUAAAUCAUCACUUUGGCCGAUGAAACACGUUGGGGAAGAGCACUGUUUUAUCAACUUUCUUACACGUUGUGCCUUUCAUCAGUUGAACGCAGACGACGUUUUAAUAUAAAUGACAAGAUAAAAGAGCUUGGCACCUUGCUACCCCGAAACAUGGAAGGAUCUAGCAGCGACAUCAGCGGAAAGGAUGGGCGGGUCAACAAAGGAACCAUCCUGAAGGGCACGGUUGACUACCUCAAGGAGUUGAAGCAGGAAGUUUGUGCUCUGAAGCGCAAUGGUGACCUGCUGGUGGCGAUCAAGAAUGAAAACGUCAUUCUGCAGCACAAGUUAGCGGUAAUUUUGGGGUUUUAUAUCGUUUGAAUAUUUGGUACACUCCCAUUGAUUUCGAAUACCUCCAAAGGCGUAUUAUGUUAGGGCUAUUAUAAUUAUUAUUAUUAAAUAUAUUUUAACACAAACAGAUUCUAUUUCAGGCAAAUUCGAUUGUAAGUAUGUGUUCGUUCUUUUAUUUAUUUCAUUUCGAACUGUAGUUUUUUUUAUUGAUUGUCACUUUACUUACCCUUUCGAAUUAACAGAAACGGUCGUUGGGAGGAAUUUACUUUAAAAACCUAGAGAAGUCUGCGAUCCAUAGUCAAAUAUCGAUCAACAACUUCCACCGAAUAAGCAGGGUAUCGUCCGGGUGAAGUUCUAUCUGUACGUGGAAACGUGCGAGAACAAUUUGCAGUUGGAGAAUCACGCCAAAAGAUUGCAAAAUUUACGGAAAGAGCUCAACUACAUCAAGGAAACCGACUGGCAGCGAACAACUCUCUACCUCUGCAACACCUGCACUAGUGAUUCUAACAUAAAGCAACAAUGUUUCGAUUAAUGGGAAAACUCGUGGGAGAUAUUUUCUCCGCAAUAGGCGGCCAUAGUGAGACAGUCGAGGAGAAAAUGAAGCGCUUGGAAGCACAACUAGAAGACGACGACGACCAAAGCGCAGAAAACGAUAAAAAACGCAAAGAGGAAGAACAGUCGAAGAAUCCAGUAGAACCAACUAAUUGUUUCAUGCAAACAGGUAACAUCACCAAAGUUGAAGCCAACUACAUCAUCAUCGAUGCGUCACUGUACGUGGAUAAAAUAGUCGUACAAGCUUGUCCCUUCCAACAUCAACUCGAAGUGGGGGCCAGAGUAUCAUUCCUUGCGUAUAAAUCGAGUGACGAGGAUUCAAUUAAAGUGAUCAAGUUCGAAGCUCUGGUCGGUGAAGUUUGGGGUGACCGCAAUGAGAUGUUACAAUCGCAAGAAGAAGAGAGUAAACAACUGGUGGACGAGAUUGAUCCUACCUAUUUUAAUUACAAUCAACGCAGCGAACAAGGAACGGUAAUUGCAAAACGGCGUGGUCUGCUCACGGUGGAGACCGAUCAGGGUGAACAUUCGAUUGAGAUGGACAACCUGAAGUUGACUUUCAUUCCGGAAGUUGGCGAUUACGUUGUGUUGGAUUCUUUGGUACAAAUUGACGAAACAUAUUUCGACACCCGUGGGAACAUCCUGGAGGUGCGAGGAAUUGCCCCAACGCGACUUGUGCAAGGCACGGGAUUCGUAACCAAAGCCGACAGUGAAGGUGGCGAGAUUCGAACGGAUGAUGGCGUGUAUAACUAUCUCAAGGAUAUUUGUGAAUCGGGACAGCUUCCUGGCCAGGGUGAUAAAGUAGUGUUCGAAGCGGUGGAAAAUGCCCAACUGAGUUACCGUUGCAUCAAAAUAGUGAUUGAACAGGUUGCAGCUCGGUCAGUAGAAACCAGUAAGGAGGAGACAAAGUCUAAAUACGAUGAUGAUUUCUUCAUGAACAAACGAGGCGUGAAAAUAACCGAUGACAUAGUGGUUAAACUGAAGGACCUAAACGAGAGUCAACAGGUCGAAGUAAUUAUUCGGAAUGAAGGUGAACGUAAUCACAAGCUUUUGCGAUCUACGUUUAUGUCUAACAAACAGACCUCGCAAAUGCGUCUAAUCCAACCUACGGUGACCGAUACAGCAAUGCUGAAACCGGGAGAUUCGAUCACGUAUACGUUCGAAAUAACGGCCAGCAAUUAUGGAGUCAGUAAAGAAGUUUUCAUGUGGGCAUUUGGAGGAGGUUUCAAAAUAGCAAGAUAUUUCACGGUGAUUGUUGGUGAUGCGGAACAUGUUAGUAGUCAGAAAAUGAACGAAGGAACCACCGCGGCACGGACGGCUGCUGGCGGUCAUAAACUGGCCGCCUGGAACAUAUACAAACGUGGCGGUGAAGUGACACCGGGGCAGAAAAUCAGCAAACGGGCCAACUUCAUCGAUAUCAAGAUAGGGGGUUACCAUGUUCCAGAUGAUCUGAAACAAAUUCUGUUAAAUCCGGCGACCAGUCGAAACGAAAUCGACGACGAGUUGGAUCGAACUCAGCGCUGUCUGCAGCGUCCACUGUGUCCGGAAACCUAUCGGGCACUAUUUAAAACAUUCCUGUGGAUGGAGGAUGUUCAGUGUGAAAUUUCGAUUACCAGAUUCAAUAUGGAACGUGCACAUUUCACGCGGGAAGACAGCUAUCUGGCGCUGCGAAUCGAGAACGUCGGAGAAGCCAGACCAUCGCUGAUUCCCGGCGAUAGGCUAGUAGCGACCACUCCGUGGAUAAAUCCAAAUGAAGUGGGCAACGGGGCCUACAUACACAAAAUAAUGAAGCAUAAGAUACUGGUCAAAUUCAGCGAACAUUUUCACGAAAAAUACAACGGUGAGGAUUACAAGAUUAUCUUCCAACCAACACGGGGUGCGUUUCAAAAACAACACCAUGCAAUACUGUGCGUUACGAGUGCCUUAGGCACGGAUUAUCUCUUUCCCACGAAAACGGACAUUCGAGAACCUUGGAUUGAUUUGAAAAUUAACGAAGCUGGUAACCUGGCAACUACGGAGUUCAACAACGAGUUCCAAUGGUUCAACCCAAAUCUGAACAACAUUCAAAAGGAUGCUAUAAAAAAUAUCCUUCGUUCGGAGUCGAGACCACUGCCAUAUGUCAUAUUCGGUCCACCAGGAACUGGCAAAACCAUGACGAUCAUAGAGCUUAUUCAUCAGAUUGUGAAACUUUCUGCCGACAGCCGUAUAAUGGUUGGAACACCAUCCAACAGUUCAGCGAAUUUGAUAACGGAGCGUUUGAUUGAAGCUAACGUUUUACAACCGGGUGAUUUCAUUCGGAUAGUGGGUUUGAAUUACGUCGAACAAGAGCUAAUUCCGGAAAAUCUGGCUCCCUACUGUGGCACAGUCGAUAUUGCCUCGGAACGAACCGUGAAAGACGAAGUCAUCAUAACUGAGUCCGGUUUGAAACACAAACUUCAACUGAAACAUCUCGGACGACACCGGAUUACCAUCGGGACUUGUGUGACUUUGGGCACUCUCAUGCAAAUUCGAUUCCCACGAAACCAUUUCACGCACGUAAUAAUCGAUGAAGCUGGCCAGUGUCUGGAGACGGAAACGCUAAUUCCGAUGACCUUCAUCAACAAAUUCUGUGGAACGGUAGUCCUAGCAGGGGAUCCCAUGCAGCUCGGACCAGUCGUUAUUAGUCCGUACGCCUCCGAUCGAGGUUUCAAUACAUCUCUGCUAGUUCGUUUAAUGGAAACUCCUUUGUAUAAAUCGGAUAAAAACAGGUUCCCCGAUACCGAAGGAUUCAAUCCUCGAUUGGUCACAAAACUUCGCUACAACUAUCGAUCGAUUCCCUGCAUUUUGGAUAUCUACAGCGAACUGUUCUACGAGAGCUCUUUGUUAGCCUGCAUUCCUGCCGAAGGCAGCAUGGAGGCACAGUUUCUCGAGACCAUUUACGACAUUCUCCCAGUAAAAUCCACCCAAAAUCCACACUACGGAAUGGUGUUUUGGGGCGUCAACGGCGUCAACAAACAAACGCCGGAAAGCCCUUCAUGGUUCAAUCCGGCGGAGGCCAAAAGUGUUUUCAACUUCUUAUUGAAAUUGUACAAAAAAGGUGUUCGUCCGGAGGAUAUUGGCGUCAUCACGCCCUACCAGCAGCAAGUGAAAACCAUCCGUCGCAUCCUAGAUGAAAGUAAUCUACAGAAACCGAAGAUUGGCAGUGUCGAAGAGUUCCAAGGACAGGAGCGGAUGGUCAUACUAAUCUCGACGGUUCGAACAUCGAAAUCACAGCUGCAAAGCGAUCUGCAGCAUGCGUUGGGUUUCGUUUCCAGCCCGAGACGGCUGAACGUGGCCAUUUCCCGUGCAAAGUGUUUACUGGUAAUUUUCGGUAGUCCCCAUCUGUUGUCGGCAGAUAAACAGUGGCAGAAGUUGCUGCACAAAGCAGUCAACAAUGAUACGUACUGUGGAUGUGAUCUACCGGAACAUGUUAUUCCAACCGGAAGCAUGAAUGGACAUCAACUCGAUUUAGAAUAAGAGUAAAAAAAUAUUCGAUAGGUGUUUUAUGGUAAACUAUUUAGAGGAUAAUUAUACAACAAGAAUUCAAUUGAAUGGAAUGUCUCAGUACAAAAUUUCUAACUGUUUCGUCUGCCCAUCAACGUCGUUACUUAAACAACCCUCGUUAAAAGCAGCUUCGAGUGUACUUCGACUGAUUCUUGCUUGGGGUGCAGAGACGCGUUGAUGAUUAGAUUAGAAAUGAAACUUGAAUUUUCUGUUGAACAAAAUAAUCGGGCAAUAUAAAAACAAUCUCUCAUCUUAACAUAGGUGAACCUUACAAACAUUAACUCCAGGGAAAGCAGCAGAAAUGCAAACUAGAGCUUAUUUUUCUUCAAUAACCGGAAAACCUAUCGUAAUUCAUAAUUUAUCUACUCUGAAAAAUUACAACACAACUAUGAAAUUGGUAUCAUAAUUUUUGGCACGACUUCUAACUUAACGCAUUUUCUACUCAAUCUGAAUGUAGUUUUAUUCUUUUCCACUCUAGAAUUCAAGUACUCGGUAACAAAUCGAAAAAAUAGAGAUCUUUUUUUGUUAUUUUGGUGUUUUCAACUGUGACGGAAUGUGUUCCAGAAGUUUAUGAUACUCGCUUAUGCUUUUUUUCUGUUACCAUUAGCUGAUCUUCGUAGUUCGCAAGGUUUUCAGUAUUUCAAUGUCUAUCGAAAUGGACACUUUUUUCUACAUUUUUGAUACAUACAAAAAUUUAAAACUUGAAUAACAACCGUUGCUGUAAAUUUUUUGUUCCUUUAGAAAUGGUACAUUGCGUGAAGGAGAUUAAAUGAUGUUAGUAUUAAGAAUAAAUAUUUUAAAGAACUGAGCUCAACCAUAUUUCAAUAUCACAGAGCCAAACUGAGCAAAGCAGAAGAAAUAAACUUGAUCAUAUUCAGUGAAUCGAACUACUAGUAGCUUAACCUGUAAAACAGGACUUUUUGUAUCCUCCAGUGGAAACUGAAUAAAAAAUGAAUUACGACAUAAGGAA